Molecule: messenger RNA, 2736 nt
Organism: Toxotes jaculatrix (banded archerfish)
Lineage: Eukaryota; Metazoa; Chordata; Actinopteri; Toxotidae
Product: thymic stromal cotransporter homolog
Exons: 7
Coding region: 131-1465 (444 amino acids)
Biological process (GO): transmembrane transport
Cellular component (GO): membrane
Molecular function (GO): transmembrane transporter activity
Source: RefSeq, a predicted model, not a curated record
UGUUCAGAAGAACGACUGAGCAACAAGGACUUCUGCAUUUCUGCACAUGAAGUCUGAUUCUGGUUUUAGGUGUUAGUAAGUCUUAGUAGAAGCUGACAGUAUACUUUGAAUAACCCUGAAACUUAAAAUCAUGGCGCUACCGAACUUGUGUCAAAGUGCCUUCGCGGUGCUCCGUCAGGUAGAGCCGAUCAUCGUGCUCGAGCAGCUGGGCAGCACUCUCUUCGACACCGCUCUGCAGAUGGUGGUCAAGGACCGCUGCGCGAACGCCACGUACCCCGACAAGUCCCGGGAGGACAGCCAGCAGAAAGCCAUGACGGACUUCUUCAUGACCUACAACCUCAUCAUCCGGUUCGUCCCGAUGAUACCUGCGCUGCUCCUGGCCCGGUUGAGCGACCGAGGCAGGAGGAAAGCCCCCAUCGUGGUGCCCCUGGGCGGAUACCUGCUGUCCAGGCUCAUCCUGCUCCUGGUGGUCAUCUUCCGCCUGCCGGUGGAGGUGAUGUUCGGCGCCGCGGUUCUCUUCGGGUUGUCCGGUGGGUUCUGCGCCUACUGGCCCGGCGUGAUGACGCUGGCGUCGCUCAGCUCCACGACUACGGACCGGUCCAAGGUGAUGAUGAAAGUGGAGCUGCUGUAUGGGGCAGCAGGUGUGGUGGGCAGCUUGGUGUCGGGUCAUCUGUUCCUGGCCUACAGCUCCAGUCUGGGACAUGGAAUAGUCCUGCUCAUUGUGAGCUUACUUCUUCACCUGCUCUGCCUCGUAUUCUCCAUUUUCCUGCUGCAGGUGAAACAAGUGUCCGACAAAGACCCAGAUGAGAGCUGCCACCUCCUUUCUCACACCUCUGAUACUGCCCCUGUCACCGAGGCUCCUGCUGGGAUAAACAAGGUGAACGUGGUUCUGCUGUUUGCUGCUGCCAUCCUGUACAACUUUGCAGUGGGUGGAGCUGUAGAAAUACUGGGCGUCUUUGUGAUGAAGGAGCCGCUCAGCUGGAGUGCCACUCAGGUCGGUUAUGGGAACGCAGCUGGCUGCACGAUUUUCCUCACCAGUUUCCUCGGCGUGAUCCUGUUUCGUCGCUGCGCCAGCGACAUCACGCUCAUCCUGAUCGGCAUGCUGUCAUUCACCUCGGGAAUCUACUUCAUGUCCUUCGUCACGACAACCACCAUGUUCUACCUCGCUCGCUCGCUCAAUCUGUUUGCUCUCAUCCCGAUGCCCACGAUCAGAUCUCUACUUUCACAGCAAGUUCCAGCAUCUGCAUGUGGCACCAUUCUCACCGUCCUACAGUUGGCUCUGAAGUUUUCUGGUCUGGCCUACAUCCCUGCCUUUACUAAGAUCUAUCAGACGACUCUGGACUGGUUCCCGGGCUUCGUCUUCACACUCUCCAGCAUCGUUACAGUGCUGGGAAUGAUACCCAUCAGUAUCGUCGGCUGCAGAUCACCACAGAGGCGACAGUACAAAAGGACUCAGGGAGACUGACUCGCCAGCAGUGACUUAGCGUUGGCACGAGGCAAACAGGAACUGAAAUGUGAAAUGAGCAAGAGGAGACUCGCUUCCUAUAACUGCAGAAAUGUGUGGACAGAUGAGCCGACUGGGGGCACUGGGUGAAAAUAUCUGUUCUUCAACCAGUGAAACUGGCCCAGACUGUUUUAAGAGGAUUAGUGGCAUGUCCACACCCACAGUGAUUUCAACACAAUAUACAGGACGUUUCAGUGAAUAUGUCAGACGUGGAAAAUCCCUUAUGAGUGCUGCCUAUUACAGAGAAUGUUUUUCUUUUUUUUUUUUUUGAGAUCUGACUUCGCACAAGCUACAGGAUCACAUUAUUUCAUUUGUAAAUAUCUAAUAUAUUUGAAUCUGACACAUUUUCAUGCUUAUUACUUGGAAUUUAAAUUUCCAGUAAGCACAGCCUCUGCUGAUAGGGUACAUGUAAUCUUAUGAGGUUUUAAAUAUAUCCAUACUUUAGAAAGUUUGCAUCUUUGUGACUGCAGAGUUUGGGUUUAUGUUGUUUUUAUCAGAAUUUGUUUAAUUGAAGAUUUUGCUAACUGACUAGUUAUGAGGGCAUGGCCAGAAAUCAGUUGUCAUGACCACAUCAGGAUGGAAAUCAUGUAGCUUGUUUGUUGCUGCUGGGUCACUGCAGAGUUUGUGUACGUGAGGAUGGUUUACAGGCUGCUUUUCACUCUCUGUGUGAAUGUGUACAUUCCAGUUGCCAUUCACAUGUCAUUAAUGACUGAACACUCUUCUGGACACGCAGCUGCUAAUUUUAGAUGUGAGUAUUGCGUCAUUUGAAGUUCUCGCAUUCUGACUUAUUUUCGAAAACAGAAACGCUUUGUAAGCAGAUUAGAAUGAAAAUAUAUGCACUUUAUGGUAAAUAGCGUGCAGUGAGACUUCUGAACCUGCAGGUCAGGAAAUGCUGACACAGAAAAGAAGAAAUUUGUUUUAAAAAUGUAAUUUUAUUACUAUUACAUUUUAUAUCACUUGUCUUACUUUUAAUUUCCUUUAGUUUUGCAUUUGAUUGUAAAGUACUUUGAACUGCACUAACGUGUUUGAAAGGUCAACACACAUUUUGCCUGGCAUUAUAUUAUCACCAUAUUUUGUAAAAAACAGCCUGAAGUGAUCUUGUCACCAUGAAAAGAGGUUUGGAAAUCUCAUGCCGUGUUUCCUGUCGACUUGUUUUAUGGUACCAUUGGUAGACUGGAUGCAGUGUAUUAUGACAUUCACUUAAAUUCUGCAAAUAAAGGUAUAAAGAAAAU